AUGUUUGGAAUUCUUGCAAAAAUUUGCCUCUUAUUGACUUUCUGUACCGUCGGCUGUCAUUCUUCAUUCCUCGACAACCCCACAGUUACGUACCACGCACUGUUUGAGGCAGGCAAAGCAGCUUACUACAAAGAGAAAUGGUUCGAAUGCUACUCACUGAUGUCCAGGGCUCUCACAGACUACAAGUCUUUCCACACAACCACCGACAACUGCAUCAGUCAGUGCAAAAAAUCAAAAUCCAUCGAGUUCGAUGAAACCAAUUUCCUGCAACCGAUCUAUCUGGAAACGUCCAAGAAGGUGGCAACGUGUAUUAAGGAAUGCCUGAACAAGCAGUUUCCUGGCCGGAUCAUCCUUGAGCAGUCAAGUGUGAAGUUGGAAGAGAUUGAAAAGAGUUUCAUCAAUUUGGACCCCUAUGACUAUUUGCAGAUGUGUGCUUUCAAGGCAGAACUAUUUGAGCAAGCAUUUCCAGCGGCUUAUACAUUUUCGCUGGCCCAUCCCAACCAUCCUUACGCACAAGAUAAUGUUGAAUAUUAUCGAAAGUUGCCCGGAUCCAAACCAGAAAUGUUUGUUAAUUUGGAGGCCAAAAAUUAUCAAGAAUUAAGAGAGAAAGGCUUGGAGAUGUACAAUAGCGGUAAAUUUGCGGAAGCGGUGAAAUAUUUGGAAUCUUCGUUGGUGGAAUAUUACUCGGCUCACGAGAGAUGUUCCGAUGUGUGUGAACGACUGCACGCGAAAUAUUUUGAUACUCUCUUCAAUAAGACCAUAGAUGUUGCCGUCUCGAAGGAACAGGCUACUAAGUUACUCGCUGAACACUGGCACAAGGUCUUGAAGUGCAGACAGUUGUGUGGUCAGAGAUUGGCCACAAUUAAUGGAGUGACCAUUGACCAUUAUCAUCUCGAUCAUUAUGAUCAUCUACAAUAUGCCUACUUUCUAUUGAGUGACAUAGAGAAUGCAGUUGAAUGCAUAGCGACCAUUCUACUAUACAACCCAAGCCACGCCAACCAGCUCUACAAUAAGAUCUUCUACUUGAAUGAGAAGUUGGCCAGAGAAGAGCAGUUCAAACCAAGAAAAAAUGCUGUGGACUUUUAUGAGCAGCGAAAUUUGGAAUACAGGAUGAGAAAGGAGGUUGAAGAGGUAUUGAGUAGGGGAAGACAGGCCACCAGGGCAGCCUCCCUGACCUUCUCAUCCCCCGAACUGUACGGCCCCAGAUCCGAUUCUUUCCUCGACUCGUUUGCUACUUUCACAAAUUCUCUCGGAAUUAGUGUAGCCAUUGAGAACGAUGAUUUGAUCAGUGAAGAUGGCGGUCCUGGUGUUGAUGGUGAUGAUGAUGCUGGGGCAAAAAAAAAAGAUAAUGUUGUGGAUAAGAAAGAUGACGUAGUUGAGGGCGGUGCCAAAAAAACCAGAAGGGUCGUUGUUGAUGGUUUGGCAGAUGAGGUUGAGUGCAAGAGGCUUAUUCAAUUAGCUACCAUUGGUAAGAGAGAUAAACUGGACAGUGUGUCAGUCACCGAAGCUGCUGAAUUUGUCCGCGAAGGCAAAGCGUCAAGUGAGCAGGUCGAAACUUACAUGAAAGUCAGUGAGAGAAUUAGACAGACCAUAGAGAGGUAUCACAACAUGAAGACCACCCUGCUCUUUCAUAAGAGUGUCCUCAUGUGCAGAACUAGCGAUGAAGACAAGGUAUCACCUGUUGAUAGAUCAUUGGAUGAUUUUAAUGACUGCUCAACGGAAACGGCUGCCCUCUGCUCGACCAAUAAAAAGAGAGAUUUCUUGUCGAUGUUGUACUUGGAUGCCAAUCAAGACGGGCUGUUCUAUUUUAAGAACAAUGCCACCGAUGAAAAAAUGUCGAAACGGCACAUCCCUGCAAAGCCCGGCCGCCUGAUUGCCUUCACUAACAACGACGGCCACUCUUACGAGAAGUUGAAAUCCGGCAGACGAUGCUCUUUGCUACUGUGGUUCACCCUGUCUCCAUUCUACCAGGAGUUGGAACAUGCGCAGGCCAGGUCCAUUUUGAAGGCUUUCAAAGGGGCGUCCAAAACGACCAAACUCUCUCUACCCACAAUCGACUAUUUGAAAUCGAAGCACUACACCAUCUCCCUGGAUGGCGAUGAUUUAAAUGGCGACGAGAGGUUUGCCGUGGACGGAUUGGCUACUGAAGAUGAAUGCGACGCUCUUAUCAGGCUCACUAACUCUAUAGGAACAUCUGGUAGUGGUUACAGCAAAGGUUUCGCCCACACGAAACAUGAAAAAUUUUUUGGUGUCACCAUUUCAGAUGUUACUAAGAUCGGCGGCUCGUUAGGCGACGGUUACAGCCACAACGCUGCCAAUAAGAAUUCGCCCCACACUAGGUACGAGGUAUUCGAGGGACUGACAGUCGAAGACGCCGUCCAGCUGGCCGCCGAGCACAAGGUACCGAUAAAUGAUGUAGCGCUCUACUUGAAGCUCAGUAAGGAAAUGAAAGAAGUUACCAGAAGGAGUGACUUGAGCCAUCCCAUCCAUUCCGACAACUGCAUCAUACAGCCUGAUAACAGCUGCCUCAAAUCAACAAUGAAGCCACAGUGUGGCCGUGUUGUGACAUUCAACGCCGGCAUAUACCACGGCGUCAAACCUGUUCUAUCUGGUCAGAGGUGUGCCCUGGCCAUCUGGUUCACACUGGAGAAAAGAUUCGCUGAAAAAAGUCACGAGGUGGCCGAGAAAGCCCUGAAUGACCUUGUUAAUAGGGCAUUCGGUCCCAAUGAUUAUUUGCAUGUCGAACUCUGA
Messenger RNA from Helobdella robusta, 2751 nucleotides. RefSeq lists its product as hypothetical. Gene Ontology annotation, biological process: collagen metabolic process. Lineage: Eukaryota; Metazoa; Annelida; Clitellata; Rhynchobdellida; Glossiphoniidae. Gene Ontology annotation, molecular function: procollagen-proline 3-dioxygenase activity; protein binding. The transcript has 19 exons. Gene Ontology annotation, cellular component: endoplasmic reticulum. The record is from RefSeq and is a predicted model, not a curated record. Bases 1 to 2751 code for a protein of 916 amino acids.